GCAUGCGCGUGCGCUCGACGCAUGCGCAGUGGCAUUCUCCCCACCCCUCGCUGCUUGGGCAGGUCUUUGCAGCUUUAAGGGGCUCUCGGGGCCUGGAGAAUCCAGCUUGGCCGUCGCUUCAGUUUUCGUGGUGUAUUAUUGUUGUUGUUGUUGUUAUUAUUAUUAUUAAUUUUGACGGAGGAGGACGCCCUCCCCCCCGUGAGUACUGAGGGAGGCGCUUCUCACUCUCCGCUUUGGCUCGCCUCCUCACGGCUGCUGGAUAUUCCUUGGAGCGCCCCCUGAGGUUACAACGCUCACCCUCUCCCACCUCGGCCAAGGGUUUGGGAACUCUUUCCAUUCCUCUAGAGUUCCAUUAAACCAAUUGGAAAAGCCCUUUAAGCAUCUGGAAUAAAAUACAAAGAAGAAAAAAUGCCAUCGAAGAUACAAAGAAAGCGACAGAAGAGACGUUUAGACUACCUCCUCAAAAAGCAAAAAGGGGAUGAAGACAAAGCUGAUGCAGUUUUUGGUAACAUAGCAGAACAACGUGGUGAGCUUGUACCUGCAGAAAUGUCUGAAAAAACUGUUCACAACCUAACCCCCACCUUUGACAGCAUACCAUAUAGAAUGCAGAACCGAACAGGGUCUACAAACUCCUUGCUGGAUGACAGUGAUUACUUCUUGAACUCUGGGGACCUUACAGGGAUUCCUGUUGUUGGGAGUGACAAUGAAGAUGAGCAAACCUUUGCUCCAAAAGAUGGUCUCCCUUCUGCUGUUCGCCCCGAGGAUAGCCGGGGAGAUGUGAGGAGGGUUCGGGAUCACACAACGGACAAUGAGAAAGACACACAGAUCCAAAAUGUGAUCCAGAAAGACCUCUCUUCCCCUUUUGAUAAGGGGCCCUCCGUAUUUAAGUCUGUCCGGAAAGAUUUUAGCAUAACAAGAGAUGAUGCUAAGGAUAUUUUUUUGACAAAGGAGAAAGCCAGAGAUGGACCUUUUCAAGAGCGUGACAAACGCUUGGAAAAAAUGCCAAAGGAGUUGGAUUCCAGAUUGAAAAGCAGUUUCCUCGAUAAAUCAGUUACUAAUCAAGUGGAUGAAACGUUACGGACACAGUUAGCACCACAAGCACCAGAAUCUAACUUCAGGGAGUCUAGCUACCUGUUUGCUAAUAAGGAAUCUGUCGGUCAAGAGCUAGGGAAUUCCUAUGCGCCAAAUACUAGAAUUAAGGAAGAGCCUUUGGACAAUGACUAUGAUAAAGCUAUGGCACCUCAGCAGGGGCUGCUGAACAAAAUUAAGGACGAACCAGAUAAUACUGAGGAAUAUGGCCAGCAGCCAAAAACUCAGGAAGGAGAACUGAAGAUCAGUGCUGUGUUUUCAGUCAGUGGCAGCCCUCUUGCUCCACAGCUCACUUCGGGUUUCCCACCUAACACACCAUCCUCUGGCAUGAAUAAACUGCUUCCUGCAGUCCCAAGCACAGCUGUUCGGGUUUCCUGUUCAGGCUGUAAGAAGAUCCUGCAGAAGGGGCAAACAGCCUACCAGAGGAAAGGCUCUACUCAGCUUUUCUGCUCCACACUGUGCCUCACGGGAUAUACUGUACCAGCCACGCGGCCACCAGCUUCUUCCAAGAAAACCUGCUCUAGCUGCUCAAAGGACAUUCUGAAUCCAAAGGAUGUGAUUACUGCUCAGUUUGACAACACCAACUCCAGCAAGGACUUCUGCAGCCAGUCGUGUCUUUCCAUGUAUGAGCUGAAAAGGAAACCUGUCGUCACCAUCCACACAAACAGUAUUUCCACCAAGUGCAGCAUGUGCCAGAAGAAUGCAGUGAUUCGGCAUGAAGUGAAUUACCAGAAUGUCGUGCAUAAGCUCUGCAGUGACGCCUGCUUCUCCAAGUUCCGCUCUGCAAACAACUUGACCAUGAACUGCUGUGAGAACUGUGGGGGUUACUGUUACAGUGCCUCGGGCCAGUGCCACAUGCUUCAGAUAGAGGGGCAGUCCAAAAAGUUUUGCAGUUCAGCGUGCGUCACUGCAUACAAGCAGAAAUCAGCAAAAAUCACUCCCUGUGCACUGUGUAAAUCUCUGAGAUCUUCAGCUGAGAUGAUUGAAAGCACAAAUAAUGUGGGGAAAACGGAACUCUUUUGUUCUGUGAACUGUCUGUCGGCACACAGAGUUAAAAUGGUCACAUCUUCAGGUGUCCAGGUGCAGUGUAACAGCUGUAAGACCUCAGCCAUCCCCCAGUAUCACCUAGCUAUGUCAGAUGGCAGCAUACGCAAUUUUUGCAGCUACAGUUGUGUGGUAGCUUUUCAGAACUUGUUCAACAAGCCUGCGGGAAUGAACUCCUCGGUGGUGCCCUUGUCGCAGGGCCAAGUGAUUGUCAGCAUCCCCUCGGGAGCAACGGUUUCAGCAGCGGGCAGCACUCCCUCUACAGUCUCCCCCAGCUCAGUCAGCAGCUCGGCUGCAGCUGGUCUCCAGAGGCUCGCCGCUCAGUCCCAGCAAGUCACCUUCGCUCGGGCUGUCGUCAAACUCAAGUGUCAACACUGUAACCGCCUGUUUGCCACCAAGCCUGAACUGCUUGAUUACAGGGGCAAAAUGUUCCAGUUCUGUGGCAAGACCUGCUGCGAUGAGUAUAAGAAGAUAAACUGUGUCAUGUCGAUGUGUGAAUACUGCAAGAUUGAGAAGAUUAUCAAAGAGACGGUGCGAUUCUCAGGCAUCGACAAGUCAUUCUGUAGUGAGGGCUGCAAGCUGCUGUAUAAGCAUGACUUAGCCAAGCGUUGGGGGAACCACUGUAAGAUGUGCAGCUACUGUUUGCAGACAUCUCCCAAGCUGGUUCAAAAUAAUUUUGGGGGCAAGGGGGAGGAGUUCUGUUCAGAAGACUGCAUGUCGAAGUUCACGGUUUUGUUUUAUCAGAUGUCCAAAUGUGACGGCUGCAAAAGGCAGGGUAAACUCAGCGAGUCCUUGAAAUGGCGAGGGGAAAUGAAGCAUUUUUGUAACUUGCUUUGCAUUUUGAUGUUUUGCAACCAACAGUGUGCAUCAGAUCCACCGCCCCCUCCACCCCCGCCGCCACCCCCUCCACCUCCCCCACCUCAGAACAAUACAGCAAAUCUUUCCAUGACACCAACGCCCUCUGCAGGGCCCCCUCCAUCUCUCAGGAAGGAUUCCACUCCAGUUAUAGCAAACGUGGUGUCCCUUGCUAGUGCUCCUGCUGCCCAGCCCACAGCCAAUUCCAAUAAUGUUUUGCAAGGUGCAGUUCCUACUGUGACAGCAAAGAUUAUUGGAGAUGCAAGUACUCAAACAGAUGCUUUGAAGCUGCCUCCUUCACAGCCUCCCCGACUUCUCAAGAACAAAGCCUUACUGUGCAAGCCCAUAACACAGACCAAGGCCACUUCUUGCAAGCCUCAUACGCAACACAAGGAAUGCCAGACAGAAGAAGAAGAAGACGUUCCACCCAAAAUAAUCAUGGUGCCUGUUCCUGUACCAGUGUUUGUACCAGUUCCUCUCCAUCUCUUCACCCAGUACACACCAGUUCCACUGGGAAUGCCAAUACCCGUCCCAGUUCCUAUGUUGGUUCCACCUGCUCCAGAGAAUACUGGCAAGGCAAUAGAAACCAUUCCAGACAUCAAGGAGAAGAGCUCCACCAAUGCCUUUGAGGCAGAUCUCCUCCAGAUGGCAGAAAUGAUUGCAGAGGAUGAGAAGGAUAAAGAACACUCGCGAGGAGGCUCUCAGACAUCUGAGCAUGAACUGUUCUUGGACCCUAAGAUAUUUGAAAAGGAUCAAGGCAGCACAUACAGUGGCGACUUAGAGUCCGAAGCAGUGUCGACCCCUCACAGCUGGGAGGAAGAGCUGAACCACUAUGCCUUACGCUCAAGUACGGUGCCCGAGCCUGAGCCUGAGCCAAGGCAGUUCUCCAAAGGAGAGCUGGAGCAGGACCUGGAGGCUGACUUCCCUUCAGACUCCUUUGACCCAAUCAGCAAAGGGAUGGGUUUUCACUCGCGUGCACGAGCAAGGCGGAGACAUAGAGAUGGUUUUCCGCAGCCGAAAAGGAGGGGGAGGAAGAAGUCCAUAGUAUCUGUGGAACCUCGGAUGCUUGUGCAGAGCUCCUACCCAGGCUGUUCCGUUUCCGGGAUGAGUCUCAAGUAUAUGUACGGGGUGAACGCCUGGAAGAACUGGGUCCAGUGGAAAAACACGCAGGAAGACCAAGGAGACUUGAAAUUUGGAGUUCGGCCUGUGAAGCUCAAAGAGGACAUCCUCUCUUGUUCUUUUUCGGAGCUCAGCUUCGGCUUGUGUCAGUUUAUCCAGGAGGUACGGCGACCAAAUGGUGAAAAGUACGACCCUGACAGCAUCUUAUACCUGUGCCUUGGAAUUCAGCAGUACCUAUUUGAGAAUGGUAGAAUAGAUAACAUUUUUACCGAGCCCUACUCCAGGUUUAUGAUCGAACUUACAAAACUGUUGAAAAUCUGGGAGCCUACAAUACUUCCCAGUGGUUACAUGUUCUCAAGAAUUGAAGAGGAGCACUUAUGGGAGUGUAAACAGCUGGGUGCCUACUCCCCUAUCGUCCUCCUGAAUACGCUGCUUUUCUUCAACACCAAAUACUUCCAGCUCAAGAAUGUCAGCGAGCACAUGAAGCUGUCCUUUGCCCAUGUCAUGCGACGCACUCGCACUCUGAAGUACAACACCAAGCUGACCUAUUUACGCUUCUUCCCUCCUUUCCAGAAGCAGGAGGUAGAAUCAGAUAAAUUAGUAGGCAAAAGAAAACGCCAUGAGGGUGAAGAUGUCCCAACAGCGGUGGAGAUGGUCGAGAACACUGACAACCCCUUGAGAUGCCCAGUUCGGCUCUAUGAAUUCUACUUGUCAAAGUGUUCUGAAAGUGUGAAGCAGAGAAGCGAUGUCUUUUACCUCCAGCCGGAGCGUUCGUGUGUCCCCAAUAGCCCUAUGUGGUAUUCCACUAUGCCAAUAGAUCCUGGGACUUUGGACAUCAUGUUAACGCGUAUCCUUAUGGUAAGGGAGGUGCACGAAGAACUUGCCAAAGUCAAACCAGAGGACUCUGAUCCUGAGCUUUCAGACUAAAGUUGGGCAAAAGGGGGUGUUAUCUCUUUUUGUUUUGUUUUGUCUCUUUCCCUUUCCAAUACACCUUGCAAAAGCACCAAACUGUGAAUGCAUCCAGCCUUUGGAAGAGACAGUCCGCCGUGUCACAUAAACCCUCAGGAGGUGCAGUGCGACCUGCAACAGAUUGCAAAUGAAAAUCAAAGGACAGAGAAUGACAGGAGGCACAAGAAAACGGAAGGCUCGGUGGCCGCAAUUGCUCCUGAAAAAACACUUUCUUAAGAUGAGCUCAAUACUUGUUCUCUCUUCUCCCCCCCCCACAUCCUGUCUCCCAAACAAAGUGGUGCUUGUAUGAGGAUAAAAACCGAUUAAGGAUAUUUUUUUCCUUAGAAGGAAACUUGUUGUAUACAUCCUUUCAUCCUAACCAUGGAAGCAAAGAAAGCUAGAUUUUCAACCUCUGGGUGCUUUUGCAGUGUAGCUGCUGCCCACAGCGAUGUGGGGUUUUCCUAACACUUACUGUAGGAUGCGAAGCAGAACGUAGUACAGUGGCAACGGAAAUGCUGCCUGUAACGUACACACACCAAUACUCCACCCUUGUUGUCCUUUCCCCCUUUUUAUAUUUUUUUUAAAGAAAGAAGGAAAAAAGCCCUCUGAUUGGAUGUUCAAAGAGGCUGAUUCAGUCAGAAACUGCGGCAAAGGACUCGACUGCUUAAGGGGGAAGCUUAAGCAGAUGUGAUGAAAUUCCCUCCCUUUUGAAAUGGUGGGUCUGUUGCAUUCCUCCUUGGGCAGCAGAGUAAAACUGAAGGAUCCUCUCAGACCACUUUAUGUUGUGACAGGGAAUUCCAAAGUGUGUGUGUGUUCAGGCACUCCCAAUGCCCAACAAAACAGGGUUUGACACAGGAAACUCCCCUCCCACCGGACCACUCUUCUGCUAUCAAAUGCCAAGAUGCACAGAAAUGGUUCUGGAAGAAUUGUACUCCCUGUCAUCAACUUCUCCCCCACUUCUCGUUUUUGGUUUUUCUUAAGCCCACCCCACUGGCAGCUUCCCCACUACUUGUCCCCCAUCCAUAAUAUUUUUUUUUUAAUAUCUCCUGGAGGGAUGAGCGUUUUUGGGCCUUGCAAAAUGGUUUGUUUUAAAAAAAUUAUCCCACCCCUUUUUAAAUAAAAUAAUAAUGAAAAAGCCCAACUACAGUUGAUCCUUGGAUGGGGUUAUUUGUCUCUCUACUCGUUCAUCCUUGCUUCUCCUUGUCACUUUCAGUUGAAAGGACAUGUGGAAAUAAGAUCCAAAUUGAAGACAGAACUUUCAUUGUCCUGGCUGUUCUCCGUAGCUCUCCUUUUACCCCAGCCCUGACCCCCAAUUGAAACCCUCCUUCUACAUUAUGAAAAACAUUGCACGGUGCUUAUCCCGAACUAGGUCAAAUACAUUUCACAAUGUCCGCUCAAAUGUAAGACUGUAUUUUCUCAGUCUUGCAGAUCAGUUUGAAAUCCAAGCUAUUUUUUAAAAGUAUAAAAUUGUAUGUUUUUAUUGGCAGUUUUGUCCAGUCACUAAAUUUCUACAGCAGAGGUCUGCCUUCUUUUCCUUUUUAAAACCCUCUGGUUGAAAACCUCUCCAGCAGCGGGACUACUUUUUGUGUCUACGUGUGUGGGGUAUUCUUUUUAACAGUAACAAAGGUAACAACGAUAAAAUCAGAAAGUGGUCCUCUCUUUUGCCGUUGUGUACUUAAUAGUCCUGUCCCCUGCCUGUAAUGAACUUCACUAGUGUAUUUUUUAAAUACAGAAAAUUGUGUGAAUAUUUUUUUUUAAAAACACCUGCUCCCACACUUGAUUUCUGUAUAAUUCUUUUUCUCUCUCUCUCUGCGUGUCUCUUUCCACUCCCCUGCUGCCCCAUUUUUGUCACAUUUGAACAGAAAUCCCAUGUUUCACUGUAUAGCCUGAGAUAAAAAAUUGGAAAGUGGAGGGGAGGAAAAGUUGUUAACUGGGUUGUGACCUUUUUUCCCAAUAAACUUCCCACAGUUUGAAGUACAUGAUAUUUUCUAGGUGUUUAAAACGCUAAUUUCCCCCCAAUUCCUCUCUAUGCCCCCCCCAAUUUUGACCCCUUGUAGCUGUAUAAAUAAGUAGUUGAAUAGCAGAUACACUGUUAUGGGUUACAACAUCAAAUAUGUUUUUCUGGAACUUAAAAAAAAAUAAAAGUCCCUCACAUUUUUUUAAAAAAAAUUGAGCUUUUUUGUUCUGUUUUGUUUUUUAAAUAAACCGAUACAAUCAGUUUACUGUAUGGCUGUAAGAAAAAGAUUUUUUUUUUAAAUUGGUGUCUUGGUUGCAUGUAAGUCUGCCCAGAGUCCUCCUAUGAAUUUGUAACUGAGAAGCCCAUGGUAGGUGGGAAAAGGUCCUGAUGACGUGCAGCUAUUUAUGUCUGUCAGACUGUUUUGUGUUUUUGUUAGAAAUUUGUGUGAAUUUUAAAAAAUUCCUUCAGGGAAUAAUAAGCAACAAGGGAAAAAUUUCCAAACCAUCUUGUUGAAUUCUUUAAAAAAAAGACCUUUUCCCAGUUUUUCCCCCUUGAUAGAACUUAACAGAAAGAUCCCCCUAGAAUAAAGCAGUAUAUUUGUACACAA
Rhineura floridana is the source of this 7619-nucleotide messenger RNA. RefSeq names its product zinc finger MYM-type containing 4 (gene ZMYM4). The transcript has 31 exons. NCBI's taxonomy places the organism in Eukaryota, Metazoa, Chordata, Lepidosauria, Squamata, Rhineuridae. The record is from RefSeq and is a predicted model, not a curated record. The coding region runs from base 409 to 5034 and encodes 1541 amino acids. Gene Ontology annotation, molecular function: zinc ion binding.